Guillardia theta CCMP2712 is the source of this 1032-nucleotide messenger RNA. RefSeq lists its product as hypothetical. The transcript has 15 exons. Bases 1 to 1032 code for a protein of 343 amino acids. The record is from RefSeq and is a predicted model, not a curated record. NCBI's taxonomy places the organism in Eukaryota, Cryptophyceae, Pyrenomonadales, Geminigeraceae.
AUGACGGGCAGUUGGAGGGUGAUCGGCUGGGAGAUGAACAACGUUCCUCCUCCUCCCUCGCAGAAUGUCCCUGCGCAGAUGAUGCAGGAAGGGGCGCAUGGGGCCCCUCAAAAUGCGAAUGCUGGGGUGGACCAAGGCGUGUACUACGCUCCUCCUGCAGCUGCUCACGCAGCAGGCGGACAAACUCAGACGCUGAUCAUUAUCCCUCGUCCUUCAAAUUUUCCCACUCACCAGCGCGAGGAGAAUCUGAUGCCCUGGUCCUCAGCAUACCCAGCACCAUGGAAUCAGUACCCGAUGAGCACAGUCCCCUAUGGCUCAGUUGUGAACUCAAGCUUCGGCACUGUGAUCUCCCAGGGUGGUGCUGCAUACCCUCCUCAGUUCCCUGGCGUUCCUCCUGGACAAGCCACUUACUUCGUCCCGUGUCUGAUGCCUGUAAAUGCCAACGGUGAGCAGCAGGGAGGUAUCGUGAUGGCUCCGGGAGCCCAGCCCUUCCCUAUCCCCAACAGCUCGAUGUCCAUGAAACCUGAGAAGAAGAGGAGAAGGGCCGAUGACGGGAAGGACAGUGUUGAGCGGAAGCAAAGUUAUAUCAAGAAGUUGGCGAGAGCUAGGGAGAAGCAAGGGGACAAGUGGCAGAAAGAGGCGGCGCAACACAUCGCUGAGAGUAGCCAGGGCAAGGCUCCUCACGUCCUGCACAAGGCCAAUCAAGUCGUUGCUUUCCGUGGAUUCUUGGAGAGGAUGCAGAGGAAAGGCAUCGUCACGCUCGAGCCCCUCGCGGAAGGCCCAGAGCACGAGGACAAGACCAACCCUCUCGGCAUUAAGAUGUGGAUAGUGCAUGAUACGCAGCAGUGGUGGACGGAGAUCAAGGCUUGGUUCGAGGACGACCCUGAGAGAUUCAGCGAGCGAGCGCUCUUCAUGAUGCUCCGGCGGUUCGGAUACAAACCCUUCAACAAGGCUCCUGCUCCAGCCACGUCAGGCAAGCACAGAGAGGAGGAGGAAGGCGGGUCUGAAAGGCUAGGAGGGCAUAAUGAGUGA